AUCAGGCUUGCAGAUCAAAAGAGAGCAUGCGUCGGGGACAAAGGGUCAGAGCAGAAGCCUUCCUGUCUGCUGGCCUCGGUGUACUUGCACCUUUGGAAACCUACCCCCUGCCAGUGACUAGCUCCAGUUGGGAGCCCCAGCUGGGGACACCGUUCCCGCCAGACCCUUGCACUAGCUCCUCCACAGAGGCCCAAGCUGUGGCCGAGCCCACUGGGCAGGGCCCCAAGAACCCGCGUGUGUCCAGCGUGACGGUUCAGUUGGAGAUGAAACCACUAUGGGAAGAAUUCAACCAGCUGGGCACCGAGAUGAUUGUCACCAAGGCGGGCAGGAGGAUGUUCCCCACCUUCCAGGUGAAGAUCCUGGGCAUGGACACGCUGGCUGACUACGCCCUGCUCAUGGACUUCAUCCCGCUGGACGACAAGAGAUACAGGUACGCCUUCCACAGCUCAGCCUGGCUGGUGGCGGGCAAGGCUGACCCGGCCACGCCUGGCCGCGUGCACUUCCAUCCGGACUCACCAGCCAAGGGCGCCCAGUGGAUGCGUCAGAUUGUGUCCUUUGACAAGCUGAAGCUGACCAACAACUUGCUGGACGACAACGGCCAUAUCAUUCUCAACUCCAUGCACCGCUACCAGCCGCGCUUCCAUGUGGUCUUCGUGGACCCGCGGAAGGACAGCGAGCGCUACGCCCAGGAGAACUUCAAGUCCUUCAUCUUCACCGAGACCCAGUUCACAGCGGUGACCGCGUACCAGAAUCACCGGAUCACCCAGCUGAAAAUCGCCAGCAACCCUUUUGCCAAGGGCUUUAGAGAGAGUGACCCGGACUCCUGGCCUGUGGCCCCACGGCCCCUGCUCAGCAUCCCAGCCCGGAGAAGCAGCAGCCUCAGUCCCUGCCUGCUGGCAGGCUCCAUGGAGCAGGAGAAAGACCAUUUCCUCCCCAGACCCCAACAAAGCUUCAGCCUCCACCUCCAGGACCUCUGUCCGGCUCCACCAUCAGCUGCUGCCCUCCCCUGAAGCCCUGCUGGCCCCGGCCACCUACAGGCCCCUUGCUUACCAGGGCCUGUAUCCUGGAGCCUCAAGCCAUCUUGGGAUUCCAAGGGCCCGACCAGCACCGUACCCUCUCCCCAACGUCCGGACUAAUGGAGAUCAGGGUG
Sciurus carolinensis (gray squirrel) is the source of this 1150-nucleotide messenger RNA. It is a transcript of the gene Tbx10, whose product is annotated as T-box transcription factor 10. The transcript is spliced from 8 exons. Gene Ontology annotation, cellular component: nucleus. The record is from RefSeq and is a predicted model, not a curated record. NCBI's taxonomy places the organism in Eukaryota, Metazoa, Chordata, Mammalia, Rodentia, Sciuridae. Gene Ontology annotation, biological process: cell fate specification; regulation of transcription by RNA polymerase II; positive regulation of DNA-templated transcription. Gene Ontology annotation, molecular function: DNA-binding transcription factor activity, RNA polymerase II-specific; RNA polymerase II cis-regulatory region sequence-specific DNA binding. Bases 27 to 1010 code for a protein of 327 amino acids.